Molecule: messenger RNA, 1736 nt
Organism: Lagopus muta (rock ptarmigan)
Lineage: Eukaryota; Metazoa; Chordata; Aves; Galliformes; Phasianidae
Gene: SHISA8
Product: shisa family member 8
Exons: 4
Coding region: 554-1633 (359 amino acids)
Biological process (GO): regulation of short-term neuronal synaptic plasticity; regulation of AMPA receptor activity
Cellular component (GO): dendritic spine membrane; AMPA glutamate receptor complex; postsynaptic density
Source: RefSeq, a predicted model, not a curated record
GCUGCUGCAGGAGCUUCUCCGGUUUCCCCGCCGAGCCGUGCCUUGCUGCCUCCUUCCUCCCUCCCUCCCUUCCCGGUGCCGAGGGCUUUUCGCUUCUUCGCUCUUAUUUUUUCUUCUCCCUUUCUUCCCUCCCUCUCUCGGUGCCGGCAGUGCGGAGGGGAUGAGGCGACCGAGGGUUCUCGCCGCUCCGGACCGCUGCCCGCAUCCCCACCCCGGCCGGGGGCUCUGCCCCAGCCCUGAGCCCCGAACCCCGAACCCCUGAACCCCCGAACUCCCGAACCCCCGAACCUCUGCAUCCCGCACCUCAGAACCCCAUUGGCCGUUUCUGGGGGAACAGAGACGGAAGUGCACUUUUUUCCCCCACUUCUUAAUUUUUCCCCUUUUUUUCCUCCCUUUUUGCAUCCCCUCCUCGGGGCUUCCCCCCAGCCAUGGGGCUGCUCCGGGAGGGCUCUCGCUGGGCAGGCAAGCAGCUGUAACCCUCGCCACGGUGCACGGAGGAACGGGGUGGGGGGGGUCCUCCAGUGGAGCAGCGCUCGGUCUUCUGGGGGUGGCCAUGGCCCCCCGGAGCCGCGGGCGGAUGGAGCGGAGCUACGUGGUGGGCAUCUGCUGCCUGGUGCUGCUAGAGCGGAGCUGGGGCGCCGAGCCCGGCACUGGGGACGGCGGUAACAGCAGCCGGGCACCGGCGGUGGAGGACACAGCCCCCGCGCCCACUGAGCCCACCCCAGGAGGGGACCGUUGCCGCGGGUAUUACGACGUGAUGGGGCAGUGGGACCCGCCAUUCAACUGCAACGCCGGCAUCUACCAGUACUGCUGUGGGACCUGCGGGUACCGCUUCUGCUGCCAGUUCAAGGCCAGGCGGCUGGAUCAGAGCGGCUGCUCCAACUACGACACCCCCAACUGGGUGAACACGGGGCAGCCGCCCGCCCGUGUGGAUGAGAGCCCCGAGGGCCCCACCCGUGACAAGACCAACAUGAUCGUCUACAUCAUCUGCGGCGUGGUGGCCAUCAUGGUGCUGGUGGGCAUCUUCACCAAGCUGGGCCUGGAGAAGGCACAAGGCCCCCAGACUGAGAUGACGGUCUCCAGGACGCUCACCGACCUGCUGAAGCAGCCAGGCCAUGGCCCCUCUGAACACAUCGAUGGCCUGAUGGGCAGCAUGCAGGUGCAGCUGGGCGAGGGGCUGCCCCGGGGACCCCCAAGGAACAGCACAGACAAGUUGCCCCUGAACAACGCGGUGGACAGCACUGGUGUCACCUCACUGGGGCGGCCUCACGGCCACAGCAAGCGCCCGCUGCUGGGCAGCAGCCUGAGCCCACCAGCCCCCAACUACACUGCGUACAGCACACUCACAGCUGGAGAGAGCAUUCCUGAGGACUUCUACAUGUGUUUUGGGGAGCCAGAGGUGCCCCCCCCCAGCACUCUGCCCUUCCCAACCACCGAGGGGCCAGAGGGCUGCCCCCCACCAGGGGUCACCAAGGCCAAGGGCCUCCCCAAAGCACCAGGGGGCUCUGCCUUCCCAGGGGGCUGGGAGGGAGGCCUCCCCCGGGGCCUACGCCGGCCUGGGCCCACGGCACCGCUGUACGGCCAGGCUCACCGGCACCUGGCCACCAACAGCAAGACUGAGGUCACCGUCUGACACCAGGACCAGCAAGGUGCCAUCACCAGGGGACAGGCAACGAGUUGUGGCUGUUCUCAGCUCACUCCAUGGAUGGGCAAUGGACUUAAGCAGCAGAUUGGCU